Messenger RNA from Drechmeria coniospora, 945 nucleotides. RefSeq names its product sphingolipid long chain base-responsive protein LSP1. Gene Ontology annotation, cellular component: eisosome filament; plasma membrane. The transcript has 2 exons. NCBI's taxonomy places the organism in Eukaryota, Fungi, Ascomycota, Sordariomycetes, Hypocreales, Ophiocordycipitaceae. Bases 1 to 945 code for a protein of 314 amino acids. The record is from RefSeq and is a predicted model, not a curated record. Gene Ontology annotation, molecular function: lipid binding. Gene Ontology annotation, biological process: eisosome assembly; negative regulation of protein kinase activity; endocytosis.
AUGGCCAACUCGCCGCCUGCAUACAGGAAUCGUCCCCUCUCGAUCCGUUCGGGUGGCAAGUCCAAGGGCGCCAGCUCCAGCUCGGCCGGCAGAACGAGCUUCUCCCUCAGCUCGCUCCGCGGCCAGAUUCAGCCAGAGCUCUCGCGCAAGCUCUUCCGGCUCAUCAAAUCGGAGAACAGCCUCAUCACGGCACACGAGACAGCCGGUAGAGAGCGGCUCUCCAUCGCGCAGCAGCUCUCGGAGUGGGGAGAGCAAACGGGCGACGACGCCAUCAGCGACGUCUCGGAUAAGGUGGGCGUCAUCCUGAGCGAGGUGGGCGAGCUGGAGGACACAUACGCGCACGCUCUCGACGAGUCGCGCGGUCGCCUCAAGACGAUCCGCAAUACGGAAAAGAGCGUUCAGCCGAGCCGCGACGGCAAGGCCAAGAUUGCCGACGAAAUCGGAAAGCUCAGGUUGAAGGAGCCCGAGAGCGCGCGGCUCGUCGUCUUGGAGCAGGAGCUUGUUCGAGCCGAGGCUGAGAAUCUCGUCGCCGAGGCGCAGCUGACCAAUGUGACGCGCCAGAAGCUCAAGGAAGCGUACGAAGCCGAGUUUGCCGCCACAAUUGAGCGUGCGGAGAAGCAGAUUAUCCUAGCCAAGCACGGUCGCCGGCUUCUGGCCCUUCUGGACGACACACCCGUCGUGCCAGGCGAUGAACGCCAGCCAUAUCUGCAUUGCCAGCAGGCUCGCCAGGUGCUCAACGAUUGCGAGGACGACCUCCGGGAUUGGCAGCCCGAUCAGGAGACGUACCAGGAGUUCCUCGCCGACCAGAUGAUUGCUGCGAAUGCAGCCGGCUCCUUGGACAAGAGCAAUUAUGAGGGCUUGGAGAAGCAGCAGGAAACGUCUCGAGUCUCGGGGGUGCACCCUGUUGAGGGCGAGUCCAAUCAAUCUGCCGAGAUCGGAGCGUAA